AUGUCGUCGCCGUACGUUGACUCAGUCUCCAGCGAGGCAGCUUGGCGCCGAGAAUUCUCAUCAAAAAAGCACAGCGGCAUGACCUUCAGCAAGGCUCUGGCGAAUACCAGUGCGAGCGAAUGGGGCCGUGGGCAGCUUGUCCGGCUGCGCGUUGUGAUACGUCACGCCGCAGACGACAAGCUACUGCCUCUCAUCGUCAAGGACAAGCCAGCAAAGGCCAUUACCAAAGCCAUUUCUGAAGCCGCGAUUGAAACCAGCGACGACACUUUCUGGAGUCAAUACCCCGAGUCCAGGAAGGCACUGCGCACACUGCUCAAGGGCCGUGGCCAGGGCAGCAUUUCCGAACGAGAACUGUGGUCAGAGCAGGAAUACAUGCGCCACUACGGGAGUUGUGAGUACGGCCGUCUAUGGGCUGCGCUCGACCGGCUCGAGGAUGCGUGCCACCACAUCAGCCAACAACGCACAGAGGUACCACCGCACCAGGACAAUGAGCAAAGGGAGACGAACCCGGCCCCAACAACGCCACCGUCGCCCCGUCCGCGAUCUUCCAAGCGAGCCCGCAGGUCGGUGCAGCCGUUUGCGGGAGUGGUCCCAUUCGACCAAAACACCCCCAUCGCCGACAGCAGCAGCAGUCCACAGUCAGCACCUGACGUCCUCCUCUCGUCCCCGCAUUCCGCCGCCUACGUGCCCGCCACCGAGGCCGUUUGCUCGUCGGAACGGACCGAGGACCUGACGGUUGACUUUAUCGUUACCGCUCUCCGCAUCAUACUCCUCCAUGUACCUCCCCAACAACAGCUCGACUCUGCCCGUGAGAGAAAUGACGGCUUCCCUCCGACAGUCGACUUGGACGUCCAGAAGCUCCAACUUCGCGUCACCAUUUCCAACCUGAUCCAGUUCGGUUCCAUCGACGACGGCGGCCUGUGGAUACGGUUGUUAAGUAAAAGGACGCGGGCUCGCGUCGCCGUGCUCGAGGCGAAGCGCUUCAUCGGCCAUGUUGAUGACGGCUGCCCUGUUCUCUCCGACCCCUGGCUGGCCCAGAUUGUCGGGGAGGCGCUAGCUGUUCGCCUCGCACCAGACGCGUGGGUGGGACCACGCGAAACCAUCAUUGUUAUAGCUGCUGCUCGCUACUUUGUUCGAUUUUUCCAGCUCCGCGUAACGGAUUCGUACCUCAAGGACCUUUCCAAGUGCGUUGCUACUGAAGCCGCGAAGCCCAAGACGGAGCCGCCCGCAGCCCUUGAAGCCGACGACGCACCCCGCGAGUCGAUACAAAUUAGCAGCACACGCUGGUUCGACUUCCGGGAAUCGACGGAACGCGUCCAUGUCGUGCGCAACCUAUCCGGUAUUGUCAAGCUGGCACAGGAUGAGGCGCAAGGUUGA
Messenger RNA from Colletotrichum higginsianum IMI 349063, 1377 nucleotides. RefSeq lists its product as uncharacterized. The coding region runs from base 1 to 1377 and encodes 458 amino acids. The record is from RefSeq and is a predicted model, not a curated record. Lineage: Eukaryota; Fungi; Ascomycota; Sordariomycetes; Glomerellales; Glomerellaceae. The transcript has 2 exons.